AUGGAAUGUCUGGCCAGCAAAGGCUCAACUGAAGAAGACCUACCAUUGUCGCCCGAUCUGGUGCAUCAAAACCAACCCGGGCCCUCCAAUCCCUACCUUGCCCUCCCACCGCCUGAAGACGAGAUCCCCGACCUCAACAAGUUGCCCUCCAAACAGUCACCCUCACCCCCGCCUACCACACCUGCUCCUACCAUGUCAGGUCACCAUCGCAUCACCCUUGCCGCCAACCCUCCCUACUUCGAUGGGGACAAGUCCAAAUAUCUGGGCUUUGUGGACUCGUGCACCACCUACAUUGGUGCCUACCAAUCAGAGUUUUUGCAGGACGAGACCAAGAUCCUCUUUGUCCUCUCCUACGUCCGUAACGAGACUGGCACGGGCUGUGCUGCCUCAAGUUGGGUGAUGAACUGGAAGCAGCACAACUUCGAUGGCUUCCAGGGACUGAAGGCAGGGGUCACAUCACAGAAUUUCCUGGAGGAGCUUCAGAGGGCCUUUGGGGACUCCAAUGCGGAACAAGUCGCCGCUGCUCGACUCAUGGCCCUGCGCCAAAACAAACGGUCCUUUGCAGACUACAUCUCCGACUUUGAGAUGUUGGCCGCAGAUGCGGGAUACAAUGUGGUCGACACCACCGACGACAAGGGUGAAUACAAGAAGGGGGACCAAGACAAUAUCCUCAUUGAGUUCCUGGAGCGCGGUGAUAGGCUGGCUACCAGAUGUGCUCUGCACCGGCUCUGUAAGGGCGUAUUUUUGCGCUUUUUACAGAGUUUACUCUCGAACCAUUUGGUGUAUCAUGUCGCGGUUGACAGUGUUGCGCUCAGUAGGACUUAA
Molecule: messenger RNA, 825 nt
Organism: Mycena citricolor
Lineage: Eukaryota; Fungi; Basidiomycota; Agaricomycetes; Agaricales; Mycenaceae
Source: the annotation of a GenBank genome assembly